Hordeum vulgare subsp. vulgare (domesticated barley) is the source of this 1944-nucleotide messenger RNA. RefSeq names its product UDP-glycosyltransferase 87A2-like. The transcript is spliced from 2 exons. Gene Ontology annotation, molecular function: UDP-glycosyltransferase activity. NCBI's taxonomy places the organism in Eukaryota, Viridiplantae, Streptophyta, Magnoliopsida, Poales, Poaceae. The record is from RefSeq and is a predicted model, not a curated record. Bases 16 to 1659 code for a protein of 547 amino acids.
AACACCACGCUAGAGAUGCGGACCGGUGAAAAGAAAAGGAAAAAAAUUGUGACAUGUGGGCAGAGAAGAGAUUCCUCCCGGCCCAAGUUGGCGGUUAAACACGAGCACAGACUCACCGCAGACCGCACGGCGCGCUCAGCACACUCGACAACAUCCUCUGCAGCCGCGGCAAACAGAGCCACACAGGCACACACUCGCCACCAGAUGGCCGCCGUCGCGGAUGAGCCGUGCCGCUGCCACAUUGUGGCGGUGCCGUUCCCCGGCCGGGGCCACGUCAACUCCAUGAUGAACCUGUCCCACCUCCUCGCCGCGCGCGGCGCCGCGGUCACCUUCGUCGUCACCGAGGAGUGGCUCGGCCUGCUCCGCACCUCCGCCCCGCCGCCGCCCGGCGUCCGCCUGCGCGCUAUCCCCAACGUCAUCCCCUCCGAGCACGGCCGGGCGUCCGACCACGCGGGCUUCCUCGACGCCGUCGCCGCCGAGAUGGAGGCGCCCUUCGAGCGCCUUCUCGACCGUCUCCGGGAAGAGGAGGGGGAGGUCGCGGCGCUCCUGGCCGACAGCUACGUGUCCUGGGUCGUGGGCGUCGGCGACCGGAGGGGCGUCCCGGUCUGCUCGCUCUUCCCCAUGCCCGCCUCCUUCUUCGCCGCCUACUACCACUUCGACUCCCUCCCGCCGUGCCUCGUCGGGGAGCACGCCGCGGCCGCCGGUGCUACCGCAGAUAAAUCUGAUCAGAGAGUUGAGCACUAUAUUUCAGGCUUUGCUUCAAGUUCAGUAACCUUAUCUGAUCUGGAGCCCUUAAUUCACAACAAGAGAACAGUAAACCAUGUACUAGCAGCUGUCUCUAGCAUUAAGAGCGCGCAAUGCCUCCUAUUCACCACUAUGUACGAGCUCGAAGCCGGUGUCAUCAACUCCCUAAGAUCAGCACUCCCAUGUCCUGUUCUCCCAGUUGGGCCCUGUAUUCCCCACAUGGCCCUGGAAGACCAGCAUUCCAAGUGCAAUGGAGAAGUUACCACCAGUCCAGGAGACUGCUUCACCUGGUUGGACUCUCAGCCUGCGAACUCAGUGCUAUACGUCUCCCUCGGCAGCUUCCUCUCUGUGUCAGCCUCCCAGCUUGAUGAGAUUGCAUUGGGCCUGGCAUUAAGCGGUUUCAGGUUCUUAUGGAUUCUCCGUGAAAAGGCUUCCCGGGUGCGAGAACUUGUCGGCGACACCGACAGGGGCAUGAUAGUGGCGUGGUGUGAUCAGUUGAAGGUUCUGUGCCAUCCUUCUGUUGGAGGCUUCCUGACACAUUGUGGAAUGAACUCGACGCUUGAAGCUGUCUUUGCUGGUGUGCCUAUGCUUGCUCUACCACUGUUCUUUGAUCAACCCAUUAAUGGUCGUCUAAUUGUUCAAGACUGGAAGGUUGGACUGGCCCUGCGGAAAUGGGCCGAUAAGGAUGGCCUGAUUGGGAGUCAGGACAUUGCAAGGGCAGUUAAGAGGCUCAUGGCCUGCGAUGAAGCCGAUACCAAGGCAAUAAGGAGGCGUGCCCUUCAGUGGAAAGAGGUCUGUGGCAGAGCUAUCGAAAAGGGUGGAUCUUCAUAUGAUAAUCUCAGUUCAUUGAUGGAGAUGGUAUGCACGUCACGAUUUACUGAACACGAUCAGCAACGUUCCAAAACCGAUGCUUGAAAUGCAUCAUCUGUUCAACCAUUUGGUUUACCAUCAAUUCAAAUGAGUGUAGUUUUGAUGAGCAGUGUGUCCUAGGGCUCUUAGUAAGGUUUCUGGCAGAGCUGUCAAAAUGGAAAAUCUCAAUUCAUUGAUUGUAAUCACGAUGUCCUGAACUCAAUCAGCCAUUUGGUUCCAUUGCUCUUGUAUCUUCAUCAAAAGACAUUUGGUUUCGUUGCACCUUUAGCUUGUGGUAAGGGAUUAUUGCAGCAUAGUGGAAUUGUGUGAGUAAUUUUGAUGAGAAGAAAA